Molecule: messenger RNA, 891 nt
Organism: Candida albicans SC5314
Lineage: Eukaryota; Fungi; Ascomycota; Pichiomycetes; Serinales; Debaryomycetaceae
Gene: RPF1
Product: rRNA-binding ribosome biosynthesis protein
Exons: 1
Coding region: 1-891 (296 amino acids)
Biological process (GO): maturation of LSU-rRNA; maturation of 5.8S rRNA
Cellular component (GO): preribosome, large subunit precursor; nucleolus
Molecular function (GO): rRNA primary transcript binding
Source: RefSeq, a predicted model, not a curated record
AUGGGUACUAGUACAAGUGAAGCAUUGAAGAACAUCAAAAACAAACAGCGAAGACAGAAAGUUUUUGCAGAAAUAAAACAUGAAAAGAAUAAACAACGUCAUAAGCAAAGAGCCGAAAGAGCUAAGGAAGAAAGAGAAAACCCCGAAUUAAGAGAGGAAAGAAUAGCAGCUAAUAUCCCAGAUACUAUAGAUAGCAAACGUAUUUAUGAUGAGACUAUAGCUGCUGAAGUUGAAGGAGAUGACGAGUUUCAGUCAUAUUUCACUAACUUGUUGGAAGAACCAAAGAUUUUGUUGACAACAAGUGCCAAUGCUAAAAAACCGGCCUAUGAAUUUGCAGACAUGAUCAUGGACUUUUUACCGAAUGUGACAUUUAUCAAAAGGAAGAAGGAAUAUACAAUGCAAGAUAUGGCCAAAUAUUGCUCGAAUAGAGACUUCACUGCAUUGCUUGUCAUCAACGAAGACAAGAAGAAGGUCAAUGGUAUAACGCUCAUCAAUUUACCUGAAGGGCCAACAUUUUAUUUUUCGAUUACAUCAAUAGUUGAUGGGAAAAGAAUUAAGGGACACGGGAAAGCUGGUGAUUAUUUACCUGAGAUUGUAUUGAAUAAUUUCAAUUCCAGAUUGGGUAAAACUGUGGGAAGACUAUUUCAAAGUAUUUUCCCUCAUAAACCUGAACUUCAAGGAAGACAAGUGAUUACUUUGCACAAUCAACGUGAUUAUAUUUUUUUCAGAAGACAUAGAUAUAUUUUCAGAAAUGAGGAAAAGGUUGGAUUGCAGGAAUUGGGUCCGCAGUUUACAUUAAAGCUAAGAAGAAUGCAAAAGGGAGUACGUGGUGAUGUUGUUUGGGAACACAGACCAGAUAUGGAAAGAGAUAAGAAGAAGUUUUAUUUAUAA